Molecule: messenger RNA, 566 nt
Organism: Strongylocentrotus purpuratus (purple sea urchin)
Lineage: Eukaryota; Metazoa; Echinodermata; Echinoidea; Camarodonta; Strongylocentrotidae
Exons: 5
Coding region: 45-566 (173 amino acids)
Source: RefSeq, a predicted model, not a curated record
CUUGUUAAAAGAAAGAGAAAAAGUGGUCUACCUGGUACGCAAACAUGCCACAGCCACGCAGAAAUGGAGGCGGCCAGGCCCCGGCGCAGAGACGUAACAAUGCUGCUUGGAGGGCAAGAUGGGCUAAAUUUAAGAAAAAUUUCACAAAGAAAAGGAGUCCCAACUUCCACUACCGAGCUGGUCUCACCAUCGGUGGUAUCCAGCUGGUAGCAGGCAUCUUAUCUGUCAUACUUUCAGGGGUCGCUGUAACAUUCUACCAUUGGGAUGUUAUAGGCUACCCAUCGGUUGGAGUUUGGGCAGGGAUUGUUUUUUAUAUCCCUGCUGGUAUCCUUGGAAUCGCAGCAAAGAAGCAGCACACAUUCAUCAUCUACCUUUAUAUGACAUGGAGCAUCUUUUCGGCCCUGGUUGGUCCUUUCAUGACUAUUUUCGAGGGGGUUGUUGCCGGAGUGGGGUCGCUUGUAUUCGCCUGCAAGGGCCUUCUCGGACCUCUAUUUGGUAUCUGGCCGAUCAACGCAGUAGUCAACGAGAGUCUCUGCGAGAAAUUUGGCAUAGAGAAUUUAAUGUGA